AUGACGGAUAGGAUACACCGCUUGUCCAAUGGUGCUGCACGCGUUGGUACUGACAUUAUCCACGAUGCCACCACUCCGGUUUAUUCUGGCAGGGAUAAGAUAAUUCAGAAAAACGCCGUCUUUUUCAACCACCUCAUGGCUCGUCGCAGCUACCAGGCUGGCGUGACUUUACAGACGCCAGGAUCCCUUGUCGAUACAAAGUCCCCACAAAGGAUACGUGUUGAGAGAGACGUGUUGUGUUGA
This is a messenger RNA of Protopolystoma xenopodis, 243 nucleotides long. Lineage: Eukaryota; Metazoa; Platyhelminthes; Monogenea; Polystomatidea; Polystomatidae. The record is from the annotation of a GenBank genome assembly.